CCGCAUUUUCAGCAGCGAGAAAGCUUUCCCAUCUUUCCCGGCAAAGCUGGCGCCGCGCACGCGAGCCAUGGCGAUGGCGGAAGCGGCCGAGGGACAGCGGCCGCGGCAGCGGCAGCGUCGGCAGCCGCAGCCGCAGCGGCAGCAGCAUCCAAGCUGCGGCAUCUGCAUGGAGCCCAUGCCGCCCUCCGAGGCGCACCGCGGCGGCGGCGGCGGCUGCGCGCACGCCUUCUGCCGCGCGUGCCUCGCGGGCCACGUCCGCGCCAAGGUCGAGUCCGGCGGCGGCGCGGGCGCCGUGCGUUGCCCCGACCCGUCGUGCGGCGGCGCGCUCGACCCGGAGCUGUGCCGCGGCGCGCUCCCGGGGGACGUGUUCGAGCGGUGGUGCGCGGCGCUCUGCGAGGCCAUGUUCGCCGGCGCGCGGCGGACGUACUGCCCGUACCCUGGCUGCUCCGAGAUGAUGGUCGCCGACGCCGACGACGAGGGGUGCGCGGGCGUGACGCAGUCGGAGUGCCAGGCGUGCAGGCGGCUGUUCUGCGCGCGGUGCGGCGUGCCGUGGCACGCCGGCGUGAGCUGCGCCGAGUUCGGGCGGCUCGGCGAGGGGGAGCGCGGGCGGGAGGACCUGCUGCUGGUGCAGGCCGCGCGGAACGGCGGGUGGAAGCGCUGCCCGCGCUGCAGGUUCUACGUCGAGAAGUCCCACGGCUGCCUCCACAUCACAUGCAGGUGCGGCUUUGAAUUCUGCUAUGGAUGUGGGAGACAGUGGCAGCUGAUACAUGACGGCUGCUCUGGGUAACGAUGCCCUGGUGGUGAUAAUACUCCUCGAUGAUAGUCAAGCAGAAGUCGAUUUAAUUACAAGCGAACAUGCACUGAUCUCUCGCUCGAAUGACAUAUGCCACUUAAUGUUUUUUUUUAAUGUUUGUUUCGUUGAUCUUUUCUGAUCACUUGGACUCAACAGUGAACACAGGUUUUCCUACUGCCUUUAUUUUUUAUGGGAAUUUCCGUGAUGAAUCCAUUUGUAUGGGAGUCUAGAAAUUUCCUUGGUGGAACAAUUGUGUCGAAGUCUUACUCUUCCUCUUAGAUGCACCAACUUUUGCCCAUUUUUUGGGAGUUGAUUAAACUGAUUCUUAUGAAGUAUGAACGUCAUGCAAAAUUCA
This is a messenger RNA of Oryza sativa Japonica Group (Japanese rice), 1148 nucleotides long. RefSeq names its product E3 ubiquitin-protein ligase RSL1-like. Gene Ontology annotation, molecular function: ubiquitin conjugating enzyme binding; ubiquitin protein ligase activity; zinc ion binding. The record is from RefSeq and is a predicted model, not a curated record. Gene Ontology annotation, biological process: protein polyubiquitination; positive regulation of proteasomal ubiquitin-dependent protein catabolic process; ubiquitin-dependent protein catabolic process. Gene Ontology annotation, cellular component: ubiquitin ligase complex; cytoplasm. Lineage: Eukaryota; Viridiplantae; Streptophyta; Magnoliopsida; Poales; Poaceae.